GUCCAGAUCCGAUAGAUCAGCUGGCCGGCUUCGCUUGAAGAGGUGAAGAGUAUUGGACCUUUCUAGCUUCUUUGCAUUGCGCCUGUUUUUCAGUUACUCGAAACAAUGGCAACAAGCAGACGCUUCUACGUCGGUAGGUUGACGCAAUUUUGAUUUAUCUGAGUAUUUUUUCUUUAAAUACCUUGAAACGACUUCGUCGAAUCGAGCUUUUUCGCUGAUGAAGACUCAAAAUUCGUCACCUCUUUUUAGCUUAAAUUUCUGCCCAAAAUUGCUGUUUGAAUUGUUUUCCCAUACUUUCCCGUUGUUUUGCACUUUAUUCUUUAUCUGUUUUUGCUGCGUUUUCCUCGGCUUUGCUUUCAAAAUGCUUUCAUUUUGCCAUGGCCACAUUUCGAAAUCGAAGGGUGAGAAACAUUUUGUUGACGCGCGCACUCAUUCACUGAAAAUAGGCUUUCUUUACUCCUGAAAAGUCGUCGCGUUUUUAAAUGGGUGGUGUGGAAGGUUGGAUUUAAGUAAAAGUGAGGGUAGAUAAACAGAAAUAUAAAGAUGAAUCAGCAAGCUUCUUAGAUCGUAUUCGCGACGUGGUCAUGUCGUCCACGUGUUGGCGCGGGGCCAUUCAUCCGAAAUGUCUGGACAGAAUUUUUGAACAUUCUGCAGUUCUUGUGGGGAAUGGAAUACGUUUCCGAGGCGGCAAGGGUAUUUUGCAGAACGCCGUUUAGUGAUUAGGGUUAGAAAACUAAGUUCAGUUCGCCCUGCAGUGUAGUAUGGCUCCUUGAGCACUGCAUUCCAACCCUAAUGGUAUCAUUGAACAGGCCCGGUUUUGGAUAUGAGGUAUUUUGGUGUCACAAUACAGGUAGAAAGUAUCUUGUUUUCCUAGAUUUUUGGUAUUUAGACACAAGUUUUUGUACACUUUUAUAAAGUGUAUAUGAUCGAAAUAUGCUCAGAACUUCACCAUGAGCUGGCAAAGGAGGGAAUGGAAAAAACUUGCGACUGGCUGCAGUGCACCAAAAUGUCUACACUAUAUCUGGGUGUUGUUAUCUCUCAGUACCUGACAAAUAGUUUUUAGGUAUACAGUGUUCUGUUUCAAGGCAAUUUCAGGUAUUCAGUGUAAAAGAUUUUACAAUUUUUAGGUAUAUUGGUAUCUUAUCUUGGUAUAUAUCUUGGGUUUAUUUUUUUUCUACUACCUCCUUUGGCCAAGCCUGUUUGUAGGUACAAAAACACCCUUAUUCAUUCUAGGCAGAUAUGUGCCAGUGAACAGGGUAUGGUUUCCAGGGUCUUGAGUCAAUCUUAAACAAAGUACGUGUUCAGCUAUUUCGAGAAAGGUUGUCCGAAAAAUGUGCACACGACAAUCCCGAAAGGUAAUAGGGGAUAUGAUUAAUACACUGUUUCUGAUGACUGUACCUGUCAAACCUACUUUUGUUGCUUUCCUUUAGCACUCGCAAACACAUUUCCACAGUCUUUCUUACCAAUUCUUUCAAAUUUCUUUAAAGAACAGGGAACUUAAAACCACCCACAAUGCCUUUUGGGAUUGUCGCGUGCACUUUUUCCGACAACCUUUCUCGAAAUAGCUGUAUGUAGUACCAUUUCACUAUUUCAGGGUGUGGUUUUGGACCAGAAGCCUUUCAACGAGUGUGAAGGCUGCAGAUGAGCCGUGUUCAUUUGUGGCGUGAACAAUUUUUCCAAAAAAUUUACUUCUGUGAUAUAAGUUUAAAAAAUAUCCUAGUACAUUUGUAUUCUGUAUGCAAAAUGAAAUGAAUCAGGAUCAUGAAAUAAGAAAGGUCUCUUGUCUUAUUAAACAGGGUAGCAAAAUGAGCAAUGUUUGUCCUAAACAGGGUCUGAAGGUUUUGAAGGCUUUGGUGGGACACCUCUACUCAAAUUUCCCUCGAGUACCUUCCCCUCCCUAGCACUGCACCUACCAAUGCUUAUCUUAUGUAUUUUAUUUUUUUGGUGAGGGCUGGGGGUUAGGCAGCGAACAAGUUGUUUAAUGGGCAGUGCAAAUAAGGGGCAAAUUCUAAGCUCUUUCUUAAAAACACCAGUAAAUUUGUUUUAAUGACAUUCAGGAAAUUGUUUGAAGUAGCUGUAUUCUCAUUUGAUGUGUUAUUUAUUUGUACGAUCUAUGCAGGAAAUCUUCCCCCGAAGACUUCCAAAGAAGACUUGGCCCAUCACUUUGGUCUUGACACUACACCAUAUCUCCGCUCAUCAUCGUGGAUUGAAUUAGCAGUUGAACCACAAGGCUUUGCAUUUAUCAACGUUCCUGAACAUCUUUCCAGUAAGUUUCAUCUAUUCUUUUGAAGCACAUACAUUAAUAUUAAACAUGAUAAUAAUUAUUACCACUCACCAGUUAAAUGUGAGAAGACAAUUCCAGUUAUUGUGUAGUGUAGCUGGUAAUUUUGUGCAUGCAUCCUUCUAGGAGUUCUGGUCCAGUACAGGUAGCUCUUCAAAGACUGUCAUUCAUUUGAUUAUUGUUCCAUAUGAUUGUAUUCACCUUAUAAUUUUCUUUAUGAUAAUUGGCCCUUGUUGCCUUCCUUCAAGGAAAAAACUCUUUUAAAUUCUGCAAGUGCAAUCAUUAAGUUAUUUAGGGAUAACAAGCAUAAAUGUAUACGAAAAGGUGACUACUGCACAGGUUCAAAAUAUCAGUGACUGUCACUGUUUACAACAGUCCUUAUUCAGGACUACAUGUAUACUCAUCUAGACAAUAGUAUUCUUCCUACUUAUGAAAAGUAAUGUAGUCUUUUGUCUCCAUUUUGGAAUUAUGUGUACAUGUAUAUUCAUUUAUUGUUUCUUUUCUAGAUCACUUACUUCAACUAAAUGGAACUAAGCUUCAUGACAAAUUCAUCAAAGUUCAACCAGCAAGGAACUCUAGAGCUAGCUACAGUGGAAGAGUGUCCAUUCCAUCUAUGAUACCACCCUCCUAUCUUAUACCUCAGCUUGCUAGUUACAGCUACGACACAAGCAACUAUUAUUUCCCAAAGAAUUCAAAAAACAGGCGCCGCCCUCAGGGUCCCAACGAUGUUGUGAACAUUCCCGAGGACAGGGUUUUGCAGCUUAUUGAUGUGGGUGUAAAUCUGCCAAACAAAGUGUAAGUUGUUUUAUGCAAAUGUUUCAGUUGCGUUAUAUUAAGGAUGUCAUUUGAUGGUAUUAAUUAAACUCUGGUUAUCGAACUCAAGCAGAACUGACAGCAAUAGAAUGACUGGACAACCAACAAUUUGACUAACAACAAAAUUUAACAACUUUUUCAUGUUUUGUGUCAAAAGAGGGAGCAAAUGUAGCAAUCAGAAAGCCAAUAACUUCAUAAUUUAAUUGAUUAUUUAGGUCAAUAACCAGACUUAAAUACCAUCAACACUUACUGAUGUGGAACAAUAGCUUACUUUGACUCAGGACAACUACUGCGGAGGUUGUCAAAAUGUCAAUCACUGUCAAAAUAUUCCACCCACUUAUAAAAACAAUUUGUGCUCUGCAGUUUUUGAUCUUGUGGUUCAUGGUUACAAUAUCCAGCACUGAUGAAUUUUCCUGAAGUAACGAUUUGUGGUUUUCUAGUCAGACAGACAUAUACAGUGUAACCCUGCCUUACGGCCACCUAAGUAAUACAGUCACCUCAUUAUUACGGCCACUUUUUUUUGGCCGCCUGUCAAAAUGGCCUCAGUAAUACGUUUUCUUGUAAAAAAAAAAACCUUUGUUAACACGGUCACCCAUUAAUACAGCCAAUUUUUUUCACUUAUUGGUGACCCUAUUAACGGGGUGCCACUGUUUCAGUAAUAGUAUUUUUUUUUUGUCAUGUAUAGGGACAGAAAAUAGUGCCCAAAGGAUUAUGUGGGUCUUGGAAAAGUUUGAUCUGAUAUUUUGAACUAUUAAAAAAAGAAGGAUUUGUAAUGAAAACUCUCUUUACGUUUUCCCAUAAACGUGUGAUAUUUUUUUAUGACGUUUCCAAAAUUCCAUAGGACAGUUUUUGUGUGAUAUUUGCUUGUUAUAUAUGUUUCCAUUUGGCUGUUUUCAAGUCUUUGCUACAGUGUGCAAAGAAAGUAGUGUCCGAUAUCUUGGGGCUAGUGGAUUUUGCUAUCGGGCUAGUGAAUUCUGUUUUUAACUUGCCCGACGGGCAAGUGAUGUUUUUUAAGGAAUUUGAAUAACAGAAGAACUGUGAAACCACUUCUGUUACUCAAAACGUUUUGGGGCUAGUUGAAAUGACGUCUGGGCAAGUAAAUGACAGCUUCAGCUUUCGGAAUGGCUUGCAAGCUGUAAAAAUGAUUCUCUUUGUACCCUGUUGCUAUGUAAUAAUUUACUAGCAUUUUUAACGCUGUUUAAGCAUUCAUACUAAGAUGUUAUUUUGCUUCUUCUUCUUGUUACAUUUCUUAGCUUUGCAAGAGACAUUCGAAAUGUGAUAGAGCAAGCAGGAGUUGUUGGAAUCAAGCAAAUGAUUCUGACAGGGAACACCCUACAGAUGAGCCAGUCAGCUGUCCUUCAAGCCAAGGCAUAUCCUAGAGUGUUGUUUGCUUCAGUAGGGGUACAUCCACAUUUUACAGAGAAGGAAUGGAACAGUAAAACUGCAAAAGAGAUUGAAGAAUUAGCUAAGGAUCCCGUAGUUGUGGCCAUUGGUGAAGUUGGGUUGGAUUUUCACAAGAAUUAUUCAUCAGAGAAGGUCCAGAUUGAAGCAUUCACAAAACAGGUCUUGUCUUAAAUCAAUCAGUUAGUCGAUAUUGCAUGUAAUCAAUCAAUCCAGCAAUUAGUCACUCAGCCAAUAAAUUAAUUGUUAUAUAGGUGGAAAUUUCUUCCCAACAGUGUGCACUCUCAUUGGUUGCUUCAAGGACACAUGACAUCUAACAAUGACACUGUUUCCUGCCAAAAUCUCUGAGCAGGCAACAUUGCAUAAAAUCUAUGAUGUCAGAGGGUAACAAUGCACUGUAACCCGCAAAUGUUGACUGACUAAAUUGCCCUUGCAGUGUGGUUUAAUGAAUAUUUUCCAGCGGCAAAAUUUCCAAAGAUUGGUCACUCAGGAAACAGUAAAUUUUGUUUGCCAAGAAUCUCAACCAAGGUGAAGCCAAGGGAAACACUGAGAUUUGAGGGAAACAAACUUAACUGUUUCCUGGGGGAACUAAGUGUUUAUUACAUACCAAGCAAGGAAGGAAGCAAUCAGUUAGUCAAUCAAUCAAUCAGUGGUCAAUCAAUUUGUUCAUUUAUAAUCACAUUUUUUUAAUACAUUAGUUUGUCUGUUUUCAUCUAAUUCUUUUAAAAAUGUUUGGGGAUCAGUGUGGAGAAUUUGUGUGUAGAUGAUGCCCAGAGGACCCUUGCUAGUGUCCACAUGAUAGAGAUGUCUGCUAUAUACAGGCUCAUUUGCAAGAUCAAGCCAACCUCUGCCCGGCUAGCUAAAUUGGAUAAGCGCCAGUCUGCUGAGCAGGGGGUUGUGAGUUCAAACCUUGGCUAGACCAACACUCAGGGACUUAAAAUACCUGAGGAGAAUGUACCACCUUUGUUGUGGCAUCUACAAAUGGUUAGCCAUUCCAGUCUUCUCAGAUAAGGACGAAAAACUGUAGGCCCUGUCUGGCAGCUCUUUCACUGUUCUGAUUCUUGUGGGACUUGAAAGAACCCACACUGCUGAUCGUAAAGAGUAGAGGGCAUAGACCCCGGUGGUGUGGUACAGCCUUUCAUAGGCUGGGUGGGUAAUGAAGGGGAUGGUGUCAGGAUGCAUGUACUGUUUCAUCCCCUGUCACCGUGUUGAGUCACUGUGGCGAAUUCAAUACGAAAUGCAGCGUAUUGACUCCUGUGUUCUCGUAACCUACAGUCUGCAUAACACAGCCCUCGUGUCUCUAAUUUACAUUGUAACAUUGAAUGGCCUGCAUUUUUUUCUUGUCAGGUUGCCAUUGCCUGUGAAGUUCAGAAACCACUUUUGGCACAUGAGCGAGGUUCCCAUCAGAAGUUCAUUGAAGUUUUGAGCCAGUUUAGUGGCAGAUUACCUUCUAUUGUGAUCCACUGCUUUACUGGCAGUGUUUCUGAAAUGAGUGCUUAUGUUUCAAUGGGAUUCUAUAUUGGAAUCUGUGGUUUUAUUUGCAAAGGUGAGUGUUCAGUAUUCUUAGAAUUGUAGUUGAGAUCAGAAGUUUAAUGAAAUGUUGAGACCUUUCACUUCAUUAACUCGUUCAGUCAAGGAAAAUCUUUGAUACUGUCAAAGUCAGUGAAAAGCCAGGGAAUUAUAUUUUUGAUUCACAGUUCAUAGUGUUCUUUGAAGGCUGUGAAAUGCAUUUUUUUUUCUGAAAAGGACAAUAAGUACGCUGCAAUUAAAGCGAAUAAUUUCUGAUACUCUUUGCCUGACACGUGCAGGUGUAUCGGUUGGGGCUAGUGGUUUUCGUUGUGAAUUAUGUCUUCUUCCAAAUAAGAAACAGAAAUUGGAGGAGGCUUGGGUUUUGUUCCCGCCAUUUACAGCAAUGCUCGUUAUGUUUGACUAUAAAAAAAGUACCAAAUUUAGGCCCUGGUCACUGUCUGGAUACUAAGGGUUUUGCUUGCAUCUCUUUCUCAUGUCUGCACUUUCUAAUCAAAUUUGUUUUGCUGUCUUCAGAGGUCCCAGGCAAAGCUUUACGCGAUGCUCUCAAAGAAGGAGUGCUUCCACUCGACAGAAUUCUGCUUGAAAGCAAUGCUCCUUACAUGACGCCAAACGCCUCUGAUAAAGAGCUGGAUGAUGUUUGUAAGUCUCUUCUCAAAAGAUGCAAGCGAGGACGAAACGAGCCCUGCACUUUACCCAUCGUUGCGCACAUCGUGGCAAAAUGCCUUGGAGUUGAUGCAGAGGAGGUAGCCAGGGCCUCAGCUGAAAACACGAGGCGAGUUUUUGACUUAAUGGCGUCGCAAUCAGCGAGCCAAGAUAACAAGGAUCUGAAUAAGUAAUGCGUAG
Molecule: messenger RNA, 6868 nt
Organism: Porites lobata
Lineage: Eukaryota; Metazoa; Cnidaria; Anthozoa; Scleractinia; Poritidae
Source: the annotation of a GenBank genome assembly